Messenger RNA from Gallus gallus (chicken), 3779 nucleotides. RefSeq lists its product as uncharacterized. NCBI's taxonomy places the organism in Eukaryota, Metazoa, Chordata, Aves, Galliformes, Phasianidae. The transcript has a single exon. Bases 1259 to 2227 code for a protein of 322 amino acids. The record is from RefSeq and is a predicted model, not a curated record.
GGCCCACCCUCCUGCGAUGCCCACCCGCCCCCGGCAGCCCCUCGCAGCGCUGCGUUAGGUGUUGAAGGCCACGGACACUGCGCACACCAAGGUAGGCUCUGGCUUUGGAGAGGCUCGGUUUGGGUGGAUGUGAGGCGUGGAGCUGCUGGUGAUGUUGCAGGUGGUGCAGGGACACAGGGACGGGUUUUUUCGGUUUGUUUUUCCUUUUUUUCACUUUUUCUUUUCUUUUUUUUUUUUUUUUUCUGCCUCUGAAAGCCCCCAGAUGGGCAAGGUAUGAGCCAAACCCCACUGGCAGCAGCCAAGAAUGGUUUCCUGGCCACAGCCCCAGCAGCUCUUGGAGCGGCGCCGUGCCCAUCCGGCGUCACACCGCAGUGGAAACCCCACGCGCAGGCGGGCUGGGGGUGGCUUCAGCAGGGGGAGAUGGCAGCAUCCCUCCUAGCCCCCCCCUCAGCACAGGGCCCCACACUCCCAGUGCUCCCAGCGUGGUCUCGUCCUGCUCACACCAUGCUGCAACCACCCAGAUGUCCCCCCUGCCGCCACUGCGCCCCCCAGUGUGUGGCCAUCUGCUGCUGUCAGAGGUCAAGGUGUCCCUGGUUCCAUGGUGCACCUCGGCCCCCAAAGCUCUCCUGCAGUGGGAUGGCCCUCCCAGGAGGGAAGGAGCUCACCCUCCUUGGCAUGUGCCCUGCUCCCACCCCUGCAGUGAGACUGGGAGAGGAGCUUGGGGGGCACCGAGAAUCCACUCCCUGCACAGCCCUGGCCACCUCCACCAUCAGCACUGGCUCUGGAUGGCUCCUGCCAGGGCCACGGGGACGGUAGAUCAGGAUGUGAAUGGGAUGGCUGCUCCCCCAAAGGCAAUUGCUGGGGCAGGAAGCGAUGGGGUGAGGAUAUGGGCUGCGUGGGGGCUUUUGUCCGCUGCCCACGCGGUGCCGGGUGCACUGCGCCCAGCUCCAUGCCAACCCCUGCAGAGCUGUGCGGUGUGCGUGCCUGCCAUAAAUAUUGAUGGGGCGGACGCGGUGCAAGUGUGCCUUUAUACACGGUGCUCGGGAUGUGAAUGCUGUACGAACCGGGGGCAGCGGUGCGGGUGCAGCACUGAGGUUGAGUGCACAGAGGCUGUAUAGGGGAGGUGGAAUUCAGUGUGGGGUGGGAAGGGGCCGGGUGUACAGCCCCGGCGGUCAGAAAGCAGCAAAGCAAAAUCUGCUGCCAGACUGCAGUGAGUGGCAGCCGCUCCCCCAGCCCGCUAACAUGCAGCCCGUGCAGGAUGAGCAGCGAGGGGCUGCAGUGCCGCUGCUUAACGAUGCACAGCACAGAGGCAGCGGCCGCACAAUGCUCCGAGAGCUGCUGCUGCAGUGCACGGCCAGGAGGGUGCUGGUAUCCCCGACACGGGCAGGGCUGUAGGUGGCAGAGCCAUGGGGCUGUGGUGGCUGUCAGCCCUGGGAAGGGCAACAAGCAGAGCUCAAGCGUAGGGGACGUCUACCCCUCGCAUCACUCUUGCACAGGCUGCCUUUCAGGGCAGCUCAGGAGGGCAGAGCAGCUGUACCUUGGGAUACUGUGCUGGGAGCAGCUGGAGGCUAUGGCUUUGGUCCCCUCCUCACACCCUGCUCCUUUGGCCACCGCUGCCCCAGCCCACAGCCAGCACCAGUGCACACACAGCUCCUGCACACGGCCCCCGGGGGAUGUGCACGUCCCUCAUUGCGUGCGACGCUGCGAUCGGCCCCGCCAACCAUCUGCUGCAGCAUCUCCCCUCCACCCACUCGCAGCUCACGCUGUGCCCCGUGGCAUGGAACCGGUGGCACCUGGAGCACCCGGCAGCAGGCAGGGCCGGGCUGGGGGUGCCCUGUGCUCCCCUGGGCAACCCGCAUUAGGGAUGUCGAGGGGCUGCGAUAGCGAUGCAGCUAGCACUACAGCAUUGAUGCUGAUGGAUCCGUGGCUGGAAUGCAGGGAACAGGAGCACGGUGUGGUGGUGAACCCUGUGACCCUCUCCAUGUGUCACCACCGGGUUGGCAGGGCCGUCCCUGCCCUCUGCGUGCCCCAAACCACACUCAAACGCUGCGCUAUGAGGGUCAGCUUCAACCCGAUGCUGCAGCAUGCGUGGUUCUGUCCCCAUCCCCGGCCCUGUCCCUGCCAGGUGCCAGCCCAGAGGGGGCCGGGACCCCUCUGCAGAGCUGCAGCUGCCACUGCUUUGUGCCUCCUCUCCCCCUUUCCCCACCGCUGUUUUUGUUUUGUUUAAGAGGCCGGGUUACGAAUUUUAAACAGGCUCCUGAAAAACCCAAUUACCUCCAGAAGACAACCUGAUAAAAGCCGCCAAGCCGGCACUCUGCGCAUCGCCUCACGCUGCAGCCGAGGGAAAACCGACGUAACAAAGCCUUUGCAAAUGGAGUUAACCACUUUGAAUCCCUCGGUGCGACGUGGAGGGCCGAGCGGUGUUUUCUGCAGAGGUGGGGGCGGGGGGAGCAUAAAUAACCCGACAGCACCGCGCUGCUGGGGUGCAGUCCCAGAGCUGUGGCUGGGAGCAGUCCCUGGGCGCACUGGGAGCUGCUGGGGGAGGACUGCGCUCAAUGAGCCGAAGCAUCUCCAAAGAUUGAAAGACUCGAGGACCCAUCCCAGGAACAAAAGGAGGCGUUUGUCAGGCGCUGAGAGACGGGCUCGUUAAUUCCUCCUGGCUGUCACACUUAUCUGUAAUGAAUUUGUGCUCCGCUGUAUUAUUUUUAAUACAAUAGGAGCGGUGCCGCCCGCCCACCGCCCGGCUGCCGGGAGCGCUGACGUCAGCGUGCAGAGCGGGGUGCUGCAGGACGGACGGACGGACGGACGGACGGAUGGAUGGACAGACCUAGGCCUGUCCCAGCACUGCAGCAGGGUCAGGAGCUGAGGCAGAGGGCAUUUUUUCCGUGGUGGAGGAAAACAGAGCAGUCGGUCAGCGUGGGAAGAGGUGGAGGGCGCAGGGAGCAGUGAGCAGCAGGGAUGUGUGUUGGAGUGCUUUCCCUGUGCCAAAGCCGUGCUGUGCGUGGAAGCAGAGGGACAGAAAUGGGGGUUCCCCCGGCGCUGUGUGCCCCACAGAGGGGCUAUGGCCGUGAGCAGCCACAGGGCUGCAGGGCCUCACCUCAUUUGCCAGCUGUCCCCACAGCGAGGCUCAGAACCCCACUGAUCUGCAAGGAGCUCGUUUCCUUCCUGGUAACCCAGGGCUGAUGGAUGAGGCAUUGGCUCUGCAGGGCUAUGGGACGUGCACAUGGCCCCGGUAUCUGCAGACCCCAAGCUCUGCCCCAGCCACGGCGAUAUGGGGGCCACAAGGUCACCGAACAUCCCCAGCAUCUCCUGGGGAGUCAGUGCUACAAAUGUGGGGCUGGGAGCUCUGCGUGGAUGCAGGGAGUGCUGGGGGCGCAACGAUGUGUCAGGGACUUUGAGAUUACCUCUGCAAUUAGUCACGGUGGGGUCAUUAAGGCCCGGCAGGUGUGCAGAGGCUCAGGUGUGCAGCGCUGGAGGGGUCACCCCGUUUGAGUGCGGGGUGCAGGGGCGGCUGGGGGCUGCUCGUGGUGGCUGCGGCUGGGGAAUGCCUGGCUUUGCCCCAUGGAUUGCAGAGGUGAAGCAUUAACACGCGCCGGGGGGCGGCUGCCCCCAUCCCUUCGCUGCGGGAGCGGGGGAUCCCGGCGGGGGCAGCGUUUCCUCGGCGGUGUCCCGCUGUGGGGAUUCGGGGUCCUGUAGUCCCUUCUUUUCCCCCUUUCCGGGGCCGGGAGCGGAGCGGGGCUGGGGGUGUCGCCCCGGGCGGGCCCACGCGUGCGGCGGGG